Molecule: messenger RNA, 1025 nt
Organism: Baudoinia panamericana UAMH 10762
Lineage: Eukaryota; Fungi; Ascomycota; Dothideomycetes; Mycosphaerellales; Teratosphaeriaceae
Exons: 3
Coding region: 164-826 (220 amino acids)
Biological process (GO): regulation of DNA-templated transcription
Molecular function (GO): zinc ion binding; DNA-binding transcription factor activity, RNA polymerase II-specific
Source: RefSeq, a predicted model, not a curated record
GCCGCCAAAACCCCACCUCCCCCUCGUCAGACGCGUUCCAAUACCCCGACGUCUGCUUUGCAAAGAAUUACACCUGGCGAGGCAAGUUCGCAACCAUUGAAGGACGCCUCCCCAGAAUCAAGUCUCGCUUCCGCACCGCGCAGGUUCUCUUGCUCGAACUGGCAUGGCGAAGGAGUAUCGGGAUCUGGUCGACAACACCUUGGUCGAGGGUGAACCGCAAAAACUACCUACGUUCGGGCGAACACUACAAUCAUCAUGUGCUCGGUGGCUAGGACCGGAUACGCAAUGGUCUUGGCAACAAAAUUCACCAUGGCUACGGGCCCAGGCCCAAACUUUGCCAAACGUUCACUCGCAGAUCACGUGGCAACCACAACCCGCACCUGAAUUUCCGCUCGUGUCGCCUUCAACGCAACCUGUCAUGCAGGAUGUUGUGCAAACGCCCCGGGAGAGCACUGAACAGAGCCUAGGACAAAAGCCAUUGCAGAGCUCGUUGCAAAGUUCAUUGCAGAGUCAGCCACGAAUCCUAUUGCCGGUGCCGGCCCCAGACGUUGCUCCGCAAGACCCGCGACUCAACCCACAAAUGUAUAGGUAUCAUGUGGAUAGAUGUCGAACGUCCUGUCGUAUACGUAAGAAAAAGUGCGAUGGACGCCAACCAUGCCGUGCAUGCGCAGAAUCCAACUUAGAGUGUGAGUAUCGCUAUCUUCCUCGGCGUCGAGAGGAGACCUCGCGCCAGGCAAUCGAUACGCUUACGGAAUCUGUUAAUAACCUUACCCUGCGGGUGAUAUCCUUAGAGGAAGCUAUUCGUAACAUCAAGCAGUUACCUUAACGACCCCAUAACGAGGCGAGCUUGGCGUAAGCGAGAAGUGCGGUUACUAUAGAUCUAAGCGGUCACGUUCAGGGCUAUUCAUUCUUCAUACGAACGCGUACCGCGUGACCUGCCCUCGAUAUCGAGUAGCAAGCAACGGCGUAUGCGAAGAUAUAUAAAGCGAAGACGCGGGUUUUCGUGCUUGAAAGCUAUCCUGUUC